AUGUUAACUAACAAUCUAGAAUUAACAGAGGUCGUCUUGUCUAUUUAUGUACAUAGGUGUGGAAUUAAUGACGGUGGGACAAAAUAUACUAUAAAAUUAUAUCUAUUCUGCACCUUCGCGACAUGUUGUCAAGAUUCCAAGUUUAAACAUGAAAAUUCCUUUAAAAUACCUUUAAAAUUACAUACAAAAAACAGAUAUAACUCUAUGAAAUUAAUUCUAUUUUAUUUCUCCCAAAACCUUCCUAUUAAGCGCGAUCUCAAUAUUAUGCCUAUGCCUUUCAACUGUACUUAUUUUGCAUUCACUAAAAUAAUUGAAAAUCAUUCUAUUUUUAUUUGUUUUAUUAAGUUAUUUCCCUUCUUUUAA
Theileria annulata is the source of this 363-nucleotide messenger RNA. RefSeq lists its product as uncharacterized. The transcript has 3 exons. The record is from RefSeq and is a predicted model, not a curated record. Lineage: Eukaryota; Apicomplexa; Aconoidasida; Piroplasmida; Theileriidae. Bases 1 to 363 code for a protein of 120 amino acids.